Messenger RNA from Penicillium soppii, 441 nucleotides. RefSeq lists its product as uncharacterized. The coding region runs from base 1 to 441 and encodes 146 amino acids. The record is from RefSeq and is a predicted model, not a curated record. NCBI's taxonomy places the organism in Eukaryota, Fungi, Ascomycota, Eurotiomycetes, Eurotiales, Aspergillaceae. The transcript has a single exon.
AUGACCUACAACCUCUCAAUAGAAGUGUUCGGACCCGGCACAGACCCCGAAUACCGAUCCCACUGGGGAUUCAUGAUCAACAAACCAGACAAUCUAGAUUUCGGCGAUCUCCUCCAAGUCGAGGUCAUCGAUAUUAACAAUCUAUGGUACGAGUACACACCCCGAUACGGAACCAAGAUCAUCGACAGGUGUGCAGUGGGGAUGUGCAAAAUUGCAGAUCUGACGCCCGAUCAACGAAGCCAAGCAAUCACCGUGAUCAAGAAAGAGGCUGCUCCUAGAGGGAAUAAUAAGAGAUGCCAGGAUUGGGUUUUUGACGCACUGCUCUCUCUUGAGAUCGAGGAUCUUGUCCCUUCUGGUACUUCCGAGUUUUGGAAGGGGAUGAUUGGGAAAGCGGCAGUCGAGGUUGCUAAAGCUUGUAGGGAGCAGUGGACUGCUUUUUGA